Benincasa hispida (wax gourd) is the source of this 1655-nucleotide messenger RNA. RefSeq lists its product as uncharacterized. The record is from RefSeq and is a predicted model, not a curated record. Lineage: Eukaryota; Viridiplantae; Streptophyta; Magnoliopsida; Cucurbitales; Cucurbitaceae.
CAAAACUCACACUUACACCAUCAGCAAGACAGCUUCAGGGCUCUGGUUCAACACAUUCAACCUUGUUUAAACUUCUCAAGUAUAGUAAAAUGUUGCUCCCUUUCGCAAUGAUAAUGGCAACAAUGAUUUCAUGCUUGGAAGCUGUUGGAACAAACAGUAACAAUCCCAUGAAUAUGAUGAUAAAAACUCAAACUUUUUCAUCUCCAUCAUUCACCAUGACACCUGGUUUAGUAAUUGAGAAAUUCUACUACAAUAUCACCUUCCCAAAAUCCCAUAUUGCCAUAAAAAGCUUUGAAGUUGAAGUUGUAGAUGAAUCAGGCAAUCAAAUCCCACUUCCAGAAACUUACCUUCAUCACUGGGCACUUGUGAGAUAUUAUCAACACAAAAAUGCAACAAACCCAACAAUAAAUACUGCCUAUGACCAACUUCAAGAACCAAACUUCAUCAUUGCCAGCAACAAUGGAGUCUGCCAACGAAAUGUUUUAUCGACCUACUACGCCAUGGGAUCUGAAUCACGAACAAUAUCCACAUUUCUUCCAUACCCAUAUGGAAUUGAAGUUGGCAACCCAUCAGAAAUUCCCACAGACUAUGAAGAGAGGUGGAGUCUCAAUGUUCAUGCAAUUGAUAUCAGAGGAGCAGAGAACAAGCUGGGAUGUAUUGAGUGUCAUUGCCAUUUGUAUAAUAUCACAGAAGAUCGAUUUGGAAGGCCAUUGAGAGCAGAGUAUAAAGGAGGUUUGGAAUGUUGUUAUGAUAAAACAGUGUGUAGAGUGAAUCUAAGCGAUGGAAGAGAUUAUCAAGAAAGGAAUUUGUUUGUAAGAUAUAGAGUGAAGUGGGUGGAUUGGAAUGAUUUCGUGAUUCCUGUCAAAGUUUAUUUAUUCGAUGUAACUGAUAAUUGGAACCCAUUGCCAGACUCAACAGGAGCUUCUCGACAGCAUAAUUGUCUGAUUGAAUAUGAUGUAGAUGUAGAGUCUUGCUCCCUCACAAAUAAGGUUGAUGAUGGUAAGUGUAAUGAUGUGAAAAAGUCAAAGGUAAUGUUUCCAUCCAGUGGGUAUCUCAUCUAUGGAGUGGCUCACCAACAUAUUGGUGCAAUUGGUGCAACAUUUUAUGGAGAGGAUGGAAGGGUUUUAUGCUCUUCAUCACCAAUUCAUGGGAAAGGAAAUGAAGGUGGGUAUGUGGUUGGAAUGACAACUUGUUAUCCAGAACCAGGCUCAAUCAAAAUCAAUAAUGGAGAAAUGGUAACUUUUACAUCAAAUUAUAGUUCCACACAGAACCACACAGGAGUUAUGGGUAUCUUUCACAUUAUAGUUGCUGACAAAAUAUUCAAAUCAUCAUCACUUUCAAAAGAAGUUGACAAUGAUAACACCCUCGUCAUGUAGAACCCUUUUGAUAAAGUUUCUAUUUCUUAUUUCCUAUUUCCGUUUCUCAUUUUGUAAGAAAUUGACGUAUUUGAAAAUUGUUUCUGGUUUCUUGUUUCUAGAAUUUGAGAAACGUUUCCAAAUAUGUGACCAAAUAUGAGAAACUACAAAAAGUAUAGUUUCUCUAUGUUCCAUUUCUAUUUUAUAUAAUAUUGUUUCUUUUAUUUAGCAAAAUUCAACCUUGGCCUUUUGGUAGUCAUGCGUGUUUUGUUGGAGUCCAUGUCCUAAAUCUCAUGGGUU